Molecule: messenger RNA, 1670 nt
Organism: Daucus carota subsp. sativus
Lineage: Eukaryota; Viridiplantae; Streptophyta; Magnoliopsida; Apiales; Apiaceae
Product: tubulin beta-1 chain
Exons: 3
Coding region: 134-1477 (447 amino acids)
Biological process (GO): mitotic cell cycle; microtubule cytoskeleton organization
Cellular component (GO): microtubule; cytoplasm
Molecular function (GO): GTPase activity; GTP binding; structural constituent of cytoskeleton
Source: RefSeq, a predicted model, not a curated record
CCACUCUGACAGUUCUCAUAUAUAUACACACUCUCUCCUUCUCCCCUGUCUCAUUUCAUCUCUCUCUCAAACCUAAUCUCUCUCUGUUAAAUCUCUCCCAAAUCUCUCUCGAUCUCUCUGUGUGUGUGUGAAAAUGAGAGAGAUUUUGCAUAUUCAGGGAGGCCAAUGCGGUAACCAGAUCGGAGCAAAGUUCUGGGAAGUGAUAUGCGCUGAGCACGGGAUUGACUCCACCGGAAGGUACCAGGGAGACACGGACAUUCAAUUGGAGCGAAUCAACGUGUACUACAAUGAGGCGAGUUCACAGAGGUAUGUGCCGAGGGCUGUGUUGAUGGAUCUGGAGCCAGGGACGAUGGAUUCGCUUAGAUCUGGGCCGUACGGGCAGAUUUUCAGGCCUGAUAACUUCGUGUUUGGGCAGUCCGGUGCGGGGAACAAUUGGGCGAAAGGUCAUUAUACUGAGGGAGCUGAGUUGAUUGAUUCGGUGCUUGAUGUUGUGAGGAAGGAGGCUGAGAAUUGUGAUUGUCUUCAAGGGUUUCAGGUGUGCCAUUCUCUAGGAGGAGGUACUGGAUCUGGUAUGGGAACACUCUUGAUAUCAAAGAUCAGGGAGGAAUACCCUGACCGGAUGAUGCUUACUUUCUCAGUCUUCCCAUCACCUAAGGUGUCUGAUACUGUGGUGGAGCCCUAUAAUGCAACCUUGUCUGUUCAUCAACUUGUUGAAAAUGCUGAUGAGUGCAUGGUUCUGGACAAUGAGGCUCUCUAUGACAUUUGCUUCCGCACCUUAAAGCUAACUACACCUAGCUUUGGUGAUCUAAAUCACUUGAUUUCGGCUACUAUGUCUGGUGUUACAUGUUGCUUGCGUUUCCCUGGUCAGUUGAACUCUGAUCUCAGGAAGUUGGCUGUAAAUCUCAUUCCCUUCCCCAGGCUGCACUUCUUCAUGGUUGGAUUUGCACCUCUUACCUCCCGUGGUUCCCAGCAGUACCGUGCAUUAAGUGUACCUGAGCUUACCCAGCAGAUGUGGGACUCAAAGAACAUGAUGUGUGCAGCUGAUCCACGCCAUGGACGAUACCUGACAGCAUCUGCUGUGUUCAGAGGAAAGAUGAGCACUAAAGAGGUUGAUGAGCAGAUGAUCAACGUCCAGAACAAGAAUUCCUCUUACUUUGUUGAAUGGAUCCCAAACAAUGUGAAGUCAACUGUUUGUGACAUUCCCCCAACCGGACUGAAGAUGGCCUCUACUUUCAUUGGAAAUUCAACUUCAAUCCAAGAGAUGUUUAGGCGUGUAAGUGAGCAGUUUACAGCUAUGUUCAGGAGAAAAGCUUUCUUGCAUUGGUACACUGGCGAGGGUAUGGACGAGAUGGAGUUUACUGAGGCUGAGAGUAACAUGAACGAUCUUGUUUCAGAAUAUCAGCAGUACCAGGAUGCCACUGCUGACGAGGAGGGUGACUAUUUCGAAGAUGAAGAAGAGGAAGGCCAAGAAAUGUAAUGUGUUGAGCUGUUGCAGUCUUCUGUUGCCUUUUGCGAGUCAUUCUGUUGUCUAGUGCUACUAUGUCCUGUUUAUUUUCUUAAAUACCGUGUGCAAGAAUCUGUUAACAAUUUUUUCUGGCUUUGUGGUUAUAUAUCCAGUACUUCUAUUUGCAGAUUUAUAAGUUGGUAUUGCCUAAUUGCUAUUGGUACAA